Molecule: messenger RNA, 2890 nt
Organism: Bicyclus anynana (squinting bush brown)
Lineage: Eukaryota; Metazoa; Arthropoda; Insecta; Lepidoptera; Nymphalidae
Product: cytochrome P450 4C1
Exons: 10
Coding region: 401-1864 (487 amino acids)
Molecular function (GO): iron ion binding; heme binding; oxidoreductase activity, acting on paired donors, with incorporation or reduction of molecular oxygen
Source: RefSeq, a predicted model, not a curated record
UCAUUCUAUAUACGGCGCAGUGUCAGUCUAGCUGUUAUGCUUUUGUGUCGUUACUAGUUUUCUUGUUUAUUAUUAAACAAAACCGGCUUUUGAGUCGACAUUAGUGUUGCCUGAUAGUGUCUUUAUGAAUGGAUGAUUAAAAUAAAUAAUAAUCGCCAUACCAUUAAUUCAAAUGUGAGUUAAAAAUCAAACUGAAUCAACAUUUUUUAAUGAGUGUUUUUCUAGUGAUAAUUUUAUACGUAGCAAUUUUUGAAUACUUAAGGUAUUAAGACUCAAGUGGUGAGAAAAUAAUCGGGACAUUUGUCGUUACCUGGCAACACUCGUUGAAAAUUCAAAUUGGACUACUGUUUGGAGUUGAAGUGGUUGUACUGGUAUAAGCGUUGGAUAUAACAUAACGCCCAUGCUGUUGCCAGUGGUGGUGGCAGUGACGAUCGCGUUCGUCCUGUGGAAGUACUUCAGCCGGGAGCAGAAUGAGUUGGCCAAAUUGCCAGGACCGCCGAGGUUGCCAAUUGUUGGCAGCGCCAUUACAUUCCUGGGAUUGUCACCGGAGGAAACAUUCAAGAGGAUCACCGCUUUGCCGAACGAAUAUGGCGGACGGGUGGUCCUCACGGCGUUCGGUCGAUAUAUACUGCACACUUAUAACGUAGAGGAUAUUGAGAUUGUCCUGUCACAUUCGAGGAACAUAAAGAAGGGCAUGGCAUACAGCUUCAUGGAGCCAUGGCUCGGCACAGGCCUGCUUAUCAGUACAGGCAACAAAUGGCAUAGACGCAGGAAGAUAUUGACUCCAGCGUUUCACUUCGACAUCCUGAAGAGUUUCCUGAAGGUCUUCGAGGAGCAGAGCAAGAGCCUGGUGGAAGGACUACGACAACUCAACAAGGGAGGCACCGACGUUGUCGACGUCAUACCUUUUAUAAGCGAUUACAUGCUGUAUGCUAUUUGUGAAACUGCUAUGGGAAUAAAAUUGGAUUCAGACACAUCAGAAACCAAAAUAGAGUAUAAAAAAGCGAUUUUAGAUAUCGGAUCAAUCGUUAUGCAGAGGCUCACGACUAUAUACCUCCACAACGACAUAAUCUUCAAUUUGCACCCAUUGGGCAGAAGGUUUGCCAAAUGUUUGGACAAAGUGCAUUCGUUUGCCGACAACGUUAUCAUGGAGAGGAAGAAAGCGUACGGUACAGAGCAGAAUGGUGGGAGUAAACGGAGAUUGGCGCUACUUGAUCUUCUGUUAGAAGCUGAGAGGAAAGGAGAAAUAGAUUUGGAGGGUAUUCGAGAAGAAGUCAAUACGUUUAUGUUUGAAGGACAUGACACCACUGCGAUAGCGUUGUCGUUUGGAAUAAUGCUUCUAGCUGAUCAUGAAGAAGUACAGGAGCGUAUUUUCGAAGAAUGCCAGUCCCUACUGAGUGAUUCUGACGGCGGCAUCAGCAUGUCCGAUUUGGGAGAGAUGAAAUACUUGGAGGCUGUCAUAAAGGAGAUACUGAGACUGUACCCAAGCGUGCCUUUCAUAGGUCGGGAAGUCGUCGAAGAUUUUAUGUUAGAUGACAUCAGAGUGAAGAAGGGUUCAGAAGUGGUGGUGCACAUAUACGACGUGCAGCGGAGGCCUGACCUGUACCCGGACCCUGAAGCCUUCAAACCCGAGAGGUUCCUGGAGUCGGACUCCAGGCAUCCGUACGCCUUCGUUCCCUUCAGCGCUGGGCCCAGAAACUGCAUUGGGCAGCGUUUCGCGAAGAUGGAGAUGAAGUGCGUGCUGAGCGAGAUCGUGCGUAACUUCCGCCUGGCGCCGCUGACGCCGGGCGCGCGCGCCACGCUCAAGACGGACAUCGUGCUGCGCUGUGUGGACCCCAUACACGUGCGGUUCAUACCACGAUAGACACGAGAGCGACGCACACGGUGCGUUGCGGCGGUGCGGCGCCGGAGCGGUGUCGCUGCGUCAUCUUACAUAGAAAUAUUUGUGGCGUCGCACCGAACUCGCAACCACCGAGACGAGGCGGGUAGGGGUGAAUGCGUUGCGACGUCGGAGCGGCACCGCUCAGUUGUUUACGCAUCACAACAUAACUUAAUAAGAGCGGGGAACACGAUGCGUUGCGGCGGCGGUGUGGCGCCGGAGCGGUGUCGCUGCGUCGUCUUAGGGCGAAACCACAACACUACGGUGCGUCGUCGGAUCGCAAAAAUCUACCGCACAACGCACCGUGCUUUCCGAUGCGGUGCCGCACCAUGCAAACUUGCGACGCAAUGACGUACCGUUCAGUCGGUGUCCGCACUUAGCUGCGCGUAUGCUAACUCAUCUCGUUAAUUCAGGAACGGCCUGUCCUUUGGGAUAAGACCGUAGAAGUAUUUAAGGAUAAAUUUUUAAAAACAGAAACCUGAAAGGAAGCUUGUAAAUCUUUAUAUCCUGAUUUAGAAUUUAAACUAAUGGCCACAUACGAUGCCGAAUCGCAUUGCAUUGCGGCAUUGUUUUUGCGAUGCAACAACGCAUCGCAGUGUUGUGGUUUCGCCCUUACAUAGAAAUAUCUGUGGCAAGUCUCACUAUGCGCUACGGCACCGUACCGGACUUGCAACCAUCGAGACGAGGCGGGGAGGGGUGAAUGCGUGGCGACGUCGGAGCGGCACCGCUCAGUUGUUUACGCGUCACAACAUUACUUUAUUAACAGACUGUCUAAAGUUGCUACGGCGCCUCUGCGACUUAACAACGUUGCGGCGCGUCGUGUGCCUUCAGCCUGAAAAGGCCAGACCUUUGGCACGAGGCAAGACUUGCAAAUUCUCGUGUUCCUACCCAGAGCUGGGAAAAAUGCAUGCUUUUCUUUAAUUAAAAUACAUAGCUAUUAAUUUAGAAUACGAAAUACAGAAUAUUUUUAGGACAUAAUUUGUAUUUAAAAUACAGUAUUUAUAAAAGCUA